AUGUCCAGCUUCGGCUGCGGGAGACCCGGGCGGGAUUUUCACGAGGCGCGCCUCCACUCCGCCUGGCCGGCUGCCUGGGGCCUUUCCACCCGUGCUGAUGGCCGGCCCUUACUGGAGAACCAACCCCUCAUCACCGAUACAAUCGCCAUCCGAGCCUGCUUCCUUGGCUUUGUGUUUGGCUGUGGAGUGCUGCUCAGUUUUAGCCAAUCUUCCUGGAAUCAUUUUGGCUGGUAUGUGUGCUCGCUGUCCUUAUUCCACUAUUCUGAGUACUUAGUGACAGCUGUCAACAAUCCCAAAAGUCUGUCUUUGGACUCAUUUCUCCUCAAUCACAGUCUGGAGUACACAGUGGCUGCUCUUUCUUCUUGGAUAGAGUUCACACUUGAAAAUAUCUUUUGGCCAGAACUGAAGCAGAUCACCUGGCUCAGCGCCACGGGGCUGCUGAUGGUCAUCUUUGGAGAGUGCCUGAGGAAGGCUGCCAUGUUCACUGCGGGCUCCAACUUCAACCACGUGGUGCAAAAUGAAAAGUCAGACACCCACACUCUGGUGACAAGCGGGGUAUACGCUUGGUUCCGGCACCCUUCCUAUGUGGGGUGGUUUUAUUGGAGUAUUGGAACUCAGGUGAUGCUGUGCAAUCCCAUCUGUGGUGUCGUCUAUGCCCUGACAGUGUGGCGCUUCUUCCGAGACCGGACGGAAGAAGAGGAGAUCUCACUCAUUCACUUCUUUGGGGAGGAGUACCUGGAGUAUAAGAAGAGGGUGCCCACGGGCCUGCCUUUCAUAAAGGGCGUCAAGGUGGGGCUAUGAUGGGCUGGGGCCUGGCUGGACUGAGGGUCUCGGACCCCCCACAGCCCUAGACAAAACAGCUUCCAGUUGGCCACUAUAGAAUGAAUUUUCUUAAUAAUUUUAUACGUCAAUAACUACUCUUCUGGAAUGUCACCCAAGACCAAAUGGUCAGAAGGCCUUAGGACCAAAGGACCCAUUGGAGCAAUUAAUUUUUGUGCUGAAUCAAGGUAGGACACAGAUUAGCAAUGAACAAGGCACAAAUCACAGCAAUAUUCAUCAGUGCCCUUGCAGAGAGGCCUGGUGAGAACCCAGGUCACUCCCAGUGCCCCCGAGGCUGGAGUGUGACCCUGUGACCCAACCCGAGAGAUAGGUGCUGCUCGCUGCCGAGCUCUGCCCAGGAAGGGCCAUGAUGUGGCCACCUAUCAGCACUGAAAAUGCACCGAAUCCUUUCACUGAACAGAAAACACAGCAGCACAGCUUUAACCUCUACCGCAUCCUUGAAUGCAUGAACAUCUAUACAAUGCUAAAGACCCUUCUGUGACAUCUUGGCUCUUCCCACAUUUAACCCUACUUACGCAUCUACUCAUAAGCAGCCUAGGUUCAAAGGGUCCCACUUGUUAUUUCCAUCUCCAGGUUUUAUUAGGUAGUCAGUAAGCACAGACCCUGGGUCCCGUUGUCAUGUCGUUUUUGUGUGACUUUGGCACCCCAGGCAUGGGGUGGGGGGAUCAAAGGCCUUUUGGCUCUCCUGGGGUCUGACCUCCCCGACUCCUGUAAUAGAAGAAGUGCUUACUGAAGUCUUUCCCAGGCAAGGAAUUGCUAUGUAUUGAGAAAUGCUGCCCUCCAUUUAUUUGAGGUUUUUAUUUUCCUCUUACCAUAGCUCAUAGUUCUGAGCUUUAGUGUAAAUCUACCACACACUGUUUUCCGUUCUUGGGUCCCACCCUACCAAUUCUGUCCUAAGCUGUCUUCUCUGCCACACCACACACGACUAAAUUCAGGCCAGUCAACCGGGUAGAGCAGCUAGCCCAGCCAGGGCUCGGGCGGCACUUUUUCUGCAAGUUUGUGGGGAAAAUUUGGCUUUUUAUGUCAAACAUGGAAGAU
Molecule: messenger RNA, 1878 nt
Organism: Dipodomys ordii (Ord's kangaroo rat)
Lineage: Eukaryota; Metazoa; Chordata; Mammalia; Rodentia; Heteromyidae
Gene: Icmt
Product: isoprenylcysteine carboxyl methyltransferase
Exons: 5
Coding region: 1-801 (266 amino acids)
Biological process (GO): C-terminal protein methylation
Cellular component (GO): membrane; endoplasmic reticulum
Molecular function (GO): protein C-terminal S-isoprenylcysteine carboxyl O-methyltransferase activity
Source: RefSeq, a predicted model, not a curated record